This is a messenger RNA of Leptosia nina, 1401 nucleotides long. The record is from the annotation of a GenBank genome assembly. NCBI's taxonomy places the organism in Eukaryota, Metazoa, Arthropoda, Insecta, Lepidoptera, Pieridae.
AUGGCUUCGUUGGUCAAUGUUUUGUUGCGAAAAUCCGCUAGUUUUAGCGGUUCUAAAGGUCUUUUAAAGAAUAUACCCGCAAUUUACAAUGUGAACCAAGACCGCAAAGGCCAUAGAUGGAUGCCAGAUUUGCAUUUCAUCAAGCAAUUUGAGGGUCCUGUUAUGUUUGCUGAUGAAUUGGGCGUGCCUUUAGCACAUCCUCCUUAUCAUGGUAUUGUUACCCCCACUGAAAAACAAGUGAAGAACAUGAUCAUCAACUUUGGUCCCCAGCAUCCAGCUGCUCACGGUGUACUGCGGCUUGUACUUGAAUUGGAUGGAGAGACAGUUCGCGGUGCCGACCCUCACAUUGGUCUCCUCCACCGUGGUACUGAGAAGCUCAUAGAAUACAAGACAUACACCCAAGCGUUACCCUACUUUGAUCGCCUGGACUAUGUAUCUAUGAUGUGCAAUGAACAAUGCUACAGUCUUGCAGUGGAGAAAUUGCUCAACAUUGAUAUUCCUUUGAGGGCUAAAUACAUAAGAACUCUCUUUGCGGAAAUAACUCGCAUCUUAAAUCACAUAAUGGCUGUUGGAACUCACGCCUUGGAUGUGGGAGCGCUAACCCCCUUCUUCUGGCUUUUCGAAGAGAGAGAGAAAAUGAUGGAAUUUUACGAGAGAGUCAGUGGUGCUAGGAUGCACGCGGCUUACAUACGUCCCGGUGGUGUUUCUUUGGAUAUGCCCCUCGGAUUGAUGGACGAUAUUUACGAGUUCUCGAGCAAGUUCGCCGAGCGGCUCGACGAAGUUGAGGAUGUUCUCACGACAAACAGGAUUUGGGUGCAGCGGACCAAGGAUAUUGGUAUUGUCACUGCACAGGAUGCACUUAAUUAUGGAUUCAGCGGUGUCAUGUUACGCGGUUCGGGCAUCAAAUGGGACCUGCGUAAGACUCAGCCGUACGACGCGUACCAUCUGGUGGACUUUGAUGUACCUAUCGGCACCAAUGGAGACUGUUAUGACAGAUACCUGAUCCGCGUGGAGGAGAUGCGUCAGUCGCUGCGCAUCAUCGAGCAGUGUCUCAACCAGAUGCCGGCUGGCGAGGUCAAGACGGACGAUGCCAAGCUGACACCGCCAUCUAGGGAGGAGAUGAAGACCUCCAUGGAAGCCUUAAUCCACCACUUCAAGUUAUUCACACAAGGCUACCAAGUCCCCCCUGGCUCCACUUACACGGCCAUAGAGGCUCCUAAAGGCGAAUUCGGAAUUUAUCUAGUGUCCGACGGUGGUUCAAAGCCUUAUAGAUGCAAAAUCAAAGCACCCGGCUUCGCUCAUCUCGCAGCUCUAGAAAAAAUUGGCAAGAACCUAAUGUUGGCGGAUAUCGUAGCAAUCAUCGGAACACUCGACGUCGUGUUCGGAGAAAUCGACAGAUAA